This is a messenger RNA of Knipowitschia caucasica, 318 nucleotides long. NCBI's taxonomy places the organism in Eukaryota, Metazoa, Chordata, Actinopteri, Gobiiformes, Gobiidae. The record is from the annotation of a GenBank genome assembly.
AUGCCUAAACUUUCGGACAAGAAACUGUGUGCUGAUGGAGAAUGCAGUCAUCCUAUUCUGAUAGCCCGAGCACUUCAGGAUUACUACCCUGGGGAUUGCAGAUUCAUCCCGAUCAGACAAGGCCAGCUUGUUUAUGUAUAUGCCAUGCUGAAAGACAGAGGAAACCUUUUCUGGGCUGGGAGUGUGCAAGAUUCCUAUUAUGGCCAGCAGGAGGCGCGCAUUGGCCAUUUUCCCAGCAGUGUGGUGGAGGAAACUCAUGCCCUGAUGCCAGCCACAACUGAGGUCAAGACUACAAAAUGGGACUUCUACUGUUACUGA